Coregonus sp. 'balchen' is the source of this 12890-nucleotide messenger RNA. NCBI's taxonomy places the organism in Eukaryota, Metazoa, Chordata, Actinopteri, Salmoniformes, Salmonidae. The record is from the annotation of a GenBank genome assembly.
UGUGUGUAGGUGGGGAACCCAUGCGUGGAGCUGACUCUGUCGGAGCUGCAGGAGAUGGCCACACGGCAACAGCAACAGAUUGAUGCCCAACAGCAGAUGCUGGUUGCCAAGGUACUGGUACAAUAAUAUAAACAAUAAACAUCAUUAUCGACCUCACAGUGAUAGACCUUCUUUCCAACCAGGAACCGUAUUGACCUCACAUUCAGAAAACCCACUGAUGUCUAUACCUCUGAGAUGUCUGGCCAUGCUCAAAGUUUUUAUCCUCUGAGUUGAGUGGCUGUGUUGUGUUAGUUUGGGUCGUGUCCAUUAGAGCACACCGUAGCAAAACGCUUUAAAGCUUUUCUCAUUGGACAAGUCCGGGGUUGUCCCUUUUAUUUCAGUCCUUUUUUCGUCCAUUUGGUGCCUACUGAACAUGACCCCGUUGUGUUAUGGGAUUGGUGCCAUUUGAGUGUCCAGAGUGUAAAUCAUUCCGAUUGGUCACAGACAGUUGUUCUGGAUUGGCUCAGGUUUCAGCCUCUCUCUCUGUGGGCUCCAGCCAGUCAACAUGUGGGUCAGAAGGCUCAUCUAUAUAGUUAUGUAAUAUAUAGAUCCUCAGCUUCCACUGGACUGGGGGACAGGCACCGGGUCAGAGAGCAGGUCUAUAUGUUAUAGAUCUAUAGAUGGAUCCUCAGCUUCCACUGUCUGGGCUGGGCCAUACACCUGGCUCCUAUAUGUCACCAGGGAUCCUAUUCUCUCUAUAGGGAACAGGCCAGGAUGGGGAGGACUGGGGAGAUGAUUUACUGUGGUCUCAGACAGGGGGAUACCCGCUCACUGUCAAAGGGUUUAGAAGAAGAUCCAAAACAGAGGCUCAUCUGACAUGGCACCUUAACAUGCAAACAUGAGUGUUAAAGGUCAGGUGGACAGGGUAUGUAUCAUGUCAUGUCUUAAUAGAGUUGGUUGCAAAUCACAAACAGCAGUUGGGGUGGGAUGGGUUGGGUUGGGGAAGAGUGGGUGAACCUGGUUCCUCUAGGUUUCUUCCUUCUAGGGCGGUUUUACUGACCACUGUGCUUCUGCUUUUGCUUGCUCUUUGAUUGGUUGAUGGAAUGGGAUAUAGUUCACACAGGGUCUGUGGUUGAUCUGGUCACGUGCUGUGGUCAGCUUGUUGUGGUCAUUUAAAUACAACAAGCAGUUCCUAGAUCAGCUUGUAUGUGAUGUGUUCAGUCACGAUCUAGGUACAGGGUCAUGGUUACCAAGGUCAGUGCAGGUGGUGGCAGCGUGCGUCGCCAGGGACAACAAGCAGGGACAACAACAGGAAGGGACUAGAUGUCCGGCAGGAAAUGAGGUCAGCAGUGAGCAGCCAGCUGCUGGGAAGGAAGUGUGCUGUCUCUAGGAGGGGAUAAUAUGGAGAGGAACCUAGAGGGUUGAACAGUAUUUUACCACACCCAGUGCACUGGUCACUUCCCAGGAAUAUCUAAGUCAGAACAUACUGGAAACUCAAAUUCAGCACCAGGAAAGCAUUUACGUGUGACAUGACAUCAGGGGGACAUCUUGUCACGUAUUCUUUUAGUGUUUCAUUGAUCAUCACAUUUCCUUUACAAGGAGUUUGGAUCCGGUUGUGGGUUAGGUUUUGACUGAUAUUUCUCAUUCUGAAGGUAAAUAUGAUUGUCUUUUAUGAUGGGGCUGAAGAAACACUGCGAAUGUUCCAAUGUUGUCUGUUCUAUGAGAAGCCAUGAUGCCUUUCUCUGUGUUGAUGAUUGUAAUGAUUAGGAUAAUAAUGGUGAUGAAGUGGACUCCUAGAGGCUCAAUGUAGAUGAAUGUAUAAACUACACAGUUGUCAGUAUGGCAGCGUUUUAUUGAGUAAUAUUUGUUCACUGUAUUAGCAGUGUGUAUUAAUGUUCGUGAUUAGCUGUGAAUUUGGGUGUUUGCAUUGAGCGGGUUACCUCUCUCCUUCUAUUGAACAGUAGAUUGUGUUCAGUCAACACUCCCUCUCCUACUCUCUCUGUCUCUCUCUGUCAGAGCCUGCAUUGUGUUUGCUCAUUCUAGAGCAGACCUGAAAAUGCUUCAGUCAGCACCACAUAGUCUUGCAAUCCCUUUCAUUCGCUCUCAUUCACAUACUGAUGAGCUCUUCCUUCAUUCACUCACUCCACCACUUGUGUGUAUUUGGUAUGGAUUCGCUUCUCGUUAUUUAGAUUGUCUAUGUAUGUGAGUAUUAUUUGCAAGGCUGGUAUUUUUUUUGUAUUGGAAAAAAACAAGCCCUUUUCCUAUUUAGAUAAGAGAAAACUGGUUUGUGUAUUCUGUCUUCUCUGCGAGCCGGUGUGUUGAGUAGCUGAACAGGAUUCUAUUUCAUGUGCAUCUCUUGCUCCCUCUUUUCUCAAUCCUUUUUAAUUACCUUCUUUCUCUUUUCACUCUCUUUUUUCCUUUAACUUCUCCUUCCUCUUCAUCCUUUGUUCCUUUCAGCUCUCUUCUGUGCGAACGGAGGUGUGUGGCUGUGUAGAGUGUGUGUGUGUGAAUGUUAUUGUUUGUGUGUGUGUGCGCGUCAGUGUGUGUAAUUUAUCUGUCAUUGCACUGUGCUUGAAUGAAGUGGAGGAAUGCUUGCACUACAUUUUCCGUCCCACAUCUGUAACUCAUUGUUCCCUCUGUUCCUCCAACCCAACCCUCUCCUCUCCUGUCCUCUCUCUGUCUCCCCUGUCCUCUCUCUGUCCUCUCUCUGUCCUCUCCUCCCCUCUCUGUCCUCUCUCUGUCCUCUCCUCCCCUCUCUGUCCUCUCUCUGUCCUCGCUCUGUCCUCUCCCCUCCUCUCCUUUCAGGAGCAGUGUCUGAGGUACCUGCAGCAGCAGGACCACACACAGGGCCAGACGGUGUCGGAGGCUGAGAAGCUACAGAGGUUGAAGGAGCGAGUGGAGAGUCAGGAGGCCAAACUAAAGAAAAUCCGCGCCAUGAGGGGCCAGGUGGACUACAGCAAGCUCAUCAAUGGCAACCUGUGUAAGCAAUGUGAUUCAGUACGCAAAUGCACGCACAAACACACACACACGUGCGCGCACGCACACACCUGGUGGGAGGAGCUAUAGGAGGACAUGCUCAUUGUAAUGGCUGGAAUGGAAUUGAUGGAGCGGAGUCAAACAUGGUUUCCAUGUGUUUGAUACCGUUUCAUUAAUUCCAUUUCAGCCGUUACAAUGAGCCUGUUCUCCUAUAGCUCCUCCCACCAGCCUCCUCUGAUGGAGAACCCCAUCAUAGUGGAAUCUGGGCUCUGUUCAGCUGUCCAUGAUGUCAUCUCUUUCCCUAGUUCUGUCAGUUAGCCUGGAAUCUGACCCUCCCCAUAUUGUGGUCUGGAACUGGGUGUGUCUGGGUAUCUUAAAGUCCCAAUGUUCAUACUGUAACAGGGUGUAGUCCUGUUCUGUAUAACGUCCAAGGCUGCACCCUGUCUGCCACAUUCUGAUACUGGUACUCUGGAGAAAGGGGAGUUGUCCAUCCAGUCCACAACUUUCCAAUACACUCUAUUCACUCUUCUCUCUCAUACCAUCAGACUUGAAACAUGUAUGUUUUGAUUUCUCCCAACACACUCAUACACACAGCCAGUCCGUAUCUCACAGUGUACUGCAUCCCCUCUCCUCUCCCCAUGCAGCGGCUGAGAUCCAGCAUGUGAGUGGGCAGUUCCAGGAGAAGCAGGCAGAGCUGCAGUCAGCUGUGGUGAAGGUGGACCAGCUCACCCAGCAGCUGGAGGACCUGAGGAGGGGACGUCUCAACGGCCUGCAGCCCCUGGGAGGACCUCUCACUGGCACCGCCGCUCUGGAGCUACGCAAACUUUACCAGGAACUACAGGUACAUUUCCUGAAGAAAAUGUGUCUGCUCAGAAGUACUGUACACUUCAUCAGAUUCAUAUUUUGUUAGGAAGUUCCAGAUUAUGUAAUGAAAUGACACUUCAGAUUCAUAUUUUGCUAGGACGUUCCAGAUUAUGUAAUGAAAUGACACUUCAGAUUCAUAUUUUGCUAGGACGUUCCAGAUUAUGUAAUGAAAUGACACUUCAGAUUCAUAUUUUGCUAGGACGUUCCAGAUUAUGUAAUGAAAUGACACUUCAGGUUCAUAUUUUGCUAGGACGUUCCAGAUUAUGUAAUGAAAUGACACUUCAGAUUCAUAUUUUGUUAGGAAGUUCCAGAUUAUGUCAUCCAGCUGCAGAUCAGAUGAAGGAGAGGAGAUUAGAUUAGACAUUUUCAUUCUGAAGGACAUUUGUGACACUGACAUAAUAGAUGUCUCUCAGCGUUGUCUCUCCAUUCCUCAUCCUGCCAGGGCUUGAUUAAACAGAGACAGGACAGACAGGACAUCCAUCUGCCUCCUGGUUUGACUCACACUCAUUGUGUUCCAUGUUCCUUCUGUGUCUCUGUCAGGUGUGUAACAAGCUGAACGCGGAGCAGAGUGGCAGGCUACAGCAGAACAAGGAGCUGCUGAAUAAGCGCAACACGGAGGUGACCAUGAUGGACAAGCGCAUCGGGGACCUUCGCCAGCGCCUGCACAAGAAAAAAACUGAGGCAUGUCAAAAAGAGAUCAACUCAGUAAGACCAGGAAGAAACUCUCUGAAGUUCCCCAGAGAUACACAAUCUAUCUCAAUACCUUUGUGUUCUCACUCACUCUCAUACACACAGACCACCAGCAUAUACAGUAGCAUAGUAUGCCUACAUACUGUACAGUGCAUAGUGAAAGAACACACAGUUUUCACAUUUUGCUGCCUUAAAAACUAGCAUUUAUUAUUUUCAAAAUUUAACGCAACAAAAUGCUGAUAAGUUUCACUAGGCACUGUUUACACAUAUUUACGUAGUUGACUUUGCUCUCUGUCUCUUAACAACUCUCUGUAAUCAUUGUGAUUUUAACCACCGCUGUUUGGGCUGUGGAAGUAUAGCUGACAUUGUAUUUUGCCCUCUCUCGCUCCACUCCACAGCUUAACAGGAUCAACGGUCCUCCCUCCCCCCAGCCCACCCCCAGCAGCUCAGGCCGCGUGGCCGCGGUAUGUCCCUACAUCCAGGUGCCCGUCCCAGGCAGACAGGAGGGGGGCUACGCUCUGCUCCCAGACCCCUGUUAAACCACCGUCUGUCCCUGGGACUGGCACCGUCAGCCAUGGCCGCUCCAAAUCAGGUCAGUCCCUGCCCCACACUGCAGCUUUACCUACUUUAUCACUCUCAAACUACUGACUGUCAGACUAUAUCUGUCUAUUUGGGACACCUUGAUCUGAUCUGGACAGUCCUGAGAUUGCUAUGGUGUAGCUGGUAGAUGUUAGUUCAGAGUGGUAGCUACGCAUAACUCCUCUGAGCAGAUAUUUCAGUUCUAAACUCAUUAUAUUUUUUCUGAGUAUUUAAAAAUAAAUCUGACUCAGCGUUCUCUGACUUCCUGCCCUCUCUCAUGUCUGUCUGUGGACCUCUUCUUCUCCUACCCUUAUUCGUAUCGUCUGUUCUGUCGUGCCCGUUGUUGUUGUUGAUGUUGUGGUGUGUCACGAUUUGUGUGGUCGCGGGCUCAGCAGAGGAUGAAGGGUGCGGUUUGAGGAAGCCCUCCGGCCAAUGGAAGGUCUCAGAUUUAGACAUCAUAGUGGACCCCGUGGAGCUGAGAGAGGGGCCCCGGUCCCCCUCAGGGGCCCGCAGUGCCGACAGUGAGUCUGCAGCCAGGGGCUAGGGCAGCAGAAGGAGAGGGGCUUCAGUAACACGGCUUAAUAUCAACAACAUAAAUUUAGAUAGUUCUGUACAUGCAUGUAUAACAUAGUUAUAACUUCUACCUAAAACCAGUUUCACAUCCUUCCAUUCUUUUAUACAGAAUUAAAUAUACAGAUUGAGUGGGGUCUCAGUAACAAGGCCUCAGUAACAGGGCCCUAUAUUAUAAUAAUAUACACAUUUCAAGUUUCAAGUUUUAUUCGUUGUAUGUACACGAAACAUAUGGUAUACACCAUCCAAUGAAAUGCUUACUUGCAGGUUCCUUCUCGACAAUACAACAACAAUAAGACUUAGUAAAAGAUAACUACAUUGAGUGGGGCCUCAGUAACAGUGCCCUACUGCAACAACAUAACAUAGGAUAACAUUUACCUAAAACUAAUGCCACACCCUUGCCUUCCCUCCUUAUAUAAAAUAUGUACAAGUUGAAAUCAUUAUGUCAACUAUUGUGUUCAUCUUCAGUAGACCUAUGUGAGGUUCCAUUUCUUUCUGGCCUAGAACAUGUAUUUAUUUAUAUUGGAAUUCAUUGUCACUGUGUGAAUAUUUAUUUGCCCAAAAUACCACUGUCGGUAUGAACGGCCUCUAUUGCAUAAGGGGAAAAUGGUUAGGUAACAUGGUUUAUUUGAAUGGACAAAAAUGGACGUAUGACGUUAGAGAAGGGGUUACUGCGGCAUUGUUCUCCACCUCUUUGAAUGUAACAAGCCAAACAGGUCUCACAAACAGAACUCACAUGCAGUAGAGAGUGAAAUGAUGGGUUGUCUUUGAUGACUUGGGUUGCGCCCCAAAUGACACCCUGUUCCAUAUAUAGUGCACUACUUUUGACCAGAGCCCUAUGCAGGCCCUGGUCAAAAGUAGUGCCCUAUAUAGGGAGUAUGAUGCCAUUUCAGGUGUAGCCCUUCUAGUGAUCCCCUUUUAAUAGGGCUGGGCAGUUGUAAUGUUUGAAAGGGAGAGUAGCCAAAGCUCAGUUGGUACAGACACUGCAAUAGGUUUAAUAGGUAGUCUGGCAGACAGACAGACAGACAGGAUGCAGGGAAUAGUUUACCUCCAGACAGACUAUGUCUUAGAGAGAGAGAGAUCCUCUUGGAGGGAUAGACACUCUAAUCUCUUUAACCUGAUCAGAAUCAGGGACCAAAAUACACCCAGCACAUACACAUUGUAUUAGAACUGACCCUGUGUCCCUCAGGUCAGUCUGUAGGUAUGGAGGGCAACCUGUUCCUGUACUGUGCCAGUCUGUAGGUAUGGAGGGCAACCUGUUCCUGUACUGUGUCCAGUCUGUAGGUAUGGAGGGCAACCUGUUCCUGUACUGUGCCAGUCUGUAGGUAUGGAGGGCAACCUGUUCCUGUACUGUGCCAGUCUGUAGGUAUGGAGGGCAACCUGUUCCUGUACUGUGCCAGUCUGUAGGUAGGAGGGCAACCUGUUCCUGUAACUGUGCCAGUCUGUGUAGGAGGCAACCUGUUCCUGACUGUGUCAGUCUGUAUGUAUGGAGGGCAACCUGUUCUGUACUUGUGCCAGUCUGUAGUAUGGAGGCCACCUUUUCCUUACUGUGCCAGUCUGUAGGUAUGGAGGGCACCUGUUCCUGUCUUUGCCAGUCCCGUAGGUAUGAGAACACAAGGCAAAGAGAGCAACGUGAUCUAGAAAUUGAAACGUAUUAGCUACAGGUACUAGUUCUUCAGACAGACAGUGUGUUGUGUGUGUAACUGUACUUUCAGUUGCGUCAACAUUCUAUUGAUCACUUCACGAGACAACUAGAAUAUCACAGCCCAUCUUUCUCAACCGUUAUCCCGGAACACAGACUAUCUACCUGCUGUCUUUCGUUUACCCCUCUCUCUCUCUCUCUUUUUUACCUCUCUCUCUCUCUCUAUCUCUCUCUAUCUCUCUCUAUCUCUCUCUCUCUCUCUCUCUCUCUCUCUCUCUCUCUCUCUCUCUCUCUCCCUCUACCUCUACCUCUACCUCUACCUCUACCUCUACCUCUACCUCUACCUCUCCCUCUACCCCUCCUGUAGCCAAUGAAGCAGAGUGGCCCACCCUGAGAAAAAGUGUCUCCUCGAUCCAACCUUCAGAUUGGAGGAACACCAGCCCAGACCAGGUGAGAUCCCUGCUCCACCUCCCACUACUACAGUCAUUGGGUACAUCUCAAUAGUCUGUAGUGGCUUCCUAUCAUCGUCUCCUCUCUUUCAUCUGCAAUUAUAUUAAAUAACUAACCAUUAAAAGCAAUUCCUGGUAGGGAUUCUCCACCAUAUUGCUUUCACAGACCCUGUAUUUUUUUUAUACAUGCAGACAAAGGAGAGGACACAAGUAGAGGAAGCCACUUAAAACUAUUGAGAUGCAGCCGUUUCACUUUUGGCUCUUUCACACACUCCUUGGACUCUCUCCUUCCUACUGUCCUAUAAUGGAUGUUUAUCUAACUGGUUCACUGUGUUUCCCUCCACAGAGCCUUGACUCCAGUAAGCUACCAGGUGGAUCCGUGUCCAAACCACCACCCAUCUACGGGACCUACCCUGCACCUACUGGCCACCCAUCUAUAAUCUGCUCUACCAGCUCCCUGCCCAGGUCUACCCAUGCCUCCUUAGCCUGGCAGGGCUCAGCCCCUCCUGGUUUCUCCUCCCAGCAGAUCCAGCAGCGUAUCUCUUUCCCCCCCAGCCCCACACCCCAGUCAGGCCAGGGGGAGAGGAAGAGGCCUGACCCCCCGCUGGCCGUGGCUGUGAGGCCCUACGUCCCAGACCGGUCCUCCUCCAGGCCUCAGUCCCCCAGGAAGGGCCCUGCCACCAUGAACUCCUCCUCCAUCUACCACAUGUACCUGCAGCAGCCUGCAGCCAAGAACUACCCAGCAGGAGGCAGGUCUGCUGUCAAAGCAGGUAAACCCCUUCAAUCGAUGAACAUAAUAUUUUUUUAAGAGUCAGUCAGACCUGGGUUCUAAUAGUAUUUGAUUGCCUUCCAAUAAUUAAGCUGCACUUGAUUGAGCAUGCCUGGCACAGUGGGACCAAUGUAAUAGUUCCAAGAGUGCAAAGCACUCCAGGGAGGCUCAAUCAAACUCUCAAAGUAUUUGAAGAAAACAAAUAGCAUUUGAACCCUGGCCUGAUUCAGAUAAUGCUUGACUUUCCUGUUGGGUCUCAAUCUGUAUGGCUCAAUAUUAAUAUCCAUCUCCUUUUGUUUGAAGUGUAUGGGAAACCAGUGCUUCCCUCCAGCACCUCUCCCUCCCCUGUGCCCUUCCAGCACGGGGCCCUGUCCCCAAGAGGAGGGAGUGGAGAGGACAUGGUGGACAGGGAAGGGGACACCACAGAGGGUAGACUCCUACUCCCUCCCAGUGUGGAAAACAUCCCGCGGCCCCUGAGCCCCACCAAGCUGACCCCCGUGGCCCACUCCCCACUGCGCUACCAGAGCGACUCUGACCUGGAGGUCCUGCGCCGGCGGCUGACCAACGCACCGCGCCCGCUGAAGAAACGCAGCUCCAUCACAGAGCCAGAGGGCCCCACCGGACCCAACAUCCAGAAGCUCCUGUACCAGCGCUUCAACACCCUGGCCGGGGGCAUGGAGGGCAGCAACAGCACCCCCUUCUACCAGCCCGUCUUUAUGGGUGGUGUCCUGGGAUGUCCUGACGUAGACAACAUCAACACUUCUAACGGGAACCUGAUGGAGACCGCGUCCCUGGUCGUCACUGCGGCAGACGGUCCCAACUCAGACCAUCGCCGGUCCCCUUUCAUGUCCCCUUCCUUUGACUCAAAUGAGAACCAUCGGCAGAGGACACCCCCACCCAGUGAGACCGCUCCCCGCCUACCCAGCCCCCAGCCUAGCCUGGAAGACAACAACAACAACAACCAACCUGGUCCUACAAGCACCACCUCCACUCCCAGGCCCAGCCCCAUCCCAGAGGCCUCGGCUCCCCAACAGAAAGACACCUCUCCCCGGACUGUCACACCCUCUGCACUGCCUAAGGUCAGCCUGCGGAGCCACAGCUCCAUAAUGUAACAGCAUGCUUCCUUUCUGUAUGUCAUAAUUCAUAGGGUCAAGAGUUUCUCCUGGUCAGGUCACAGGGUCAGCAAAAAAAACAAUUAAGGUGCCACCAGCCACCUGUGUAUUAGCCAGAGAGUAACUCUACUUUCUCUAGAGGACUAACCUGAAGAAGCCUGAGUCAGAGCGGACAGGCCACGGGCUGCGGGUCAAGUUCAACCCCCUGGCCCUGCUACUGGACGCCUCUCUGGAGGGAGAGUUUGACUUGGUGCAGAGGAUCAUCUAUGAGGUAAUCAUAGGCUCUUCAAUUGAAUUCAAACUUUAUUGUCCCAGAAGAGAAAUUCAUUGUGUUGAGUCUUCUCAUUUUACAUGCCAGUCUGUCAGCCUGUGAGGGAUUUCAAACUGACUUCUAAAUCGUCUGCUCUUUAAAAAUGUUAAUGGCUUUUGUGACUGUUGAUAUAAAAAGGGCUUUAUCAAUACAUUUAUUUGAUUCAUGAAAUAAAUGUGCUUGAUUUAUCCUUUCCCCCAUGCAGGUUGAGAACCCCAGCACAGCCAAUGACGAGGGCAUCACCCCCCUGCACAAUGCUGUAUGUGCUGGACGUCACCACAUCGUCAAGUUCCUGCUCGACUUUGGGGUCAACGUCAAUGCUGCUGACAGCGACGGAUGGUGAGGACAAACACUGUGACCAUUUCUCAUUGACCUUUUUCUUUCACUUUCUCUCUUCUCUUUCUGUUAAACCUUAGCUGCAUUUAAAAUGGUCAAGACUUCACAAUGUGUCUGUCAUGUGUCCAGGACCCCACUACACUGUGCGGCUUCCUGUAACAGUGGGCAUCUCUGUAAGCUGCUGGUGGAGUCGGGGGCGGCCAUCUUUGCCACCACCAUCAGUGACGUGGAGACAGCGGCUGAUAAGUGUGAGGAGAUGGAGGACGGAUACACACAGUGUUCCCAGUUCCUCUUCGGUGAGUUGUGUUAUAUAGAGAGACAUGCGGCUCCUGUCUACGAACAACCCCUAGCCCCUAUAUCCUUACGCACUUUUGUAGAUCUGUGGGGCUCAAAAGAGCGCUAUGGGUCCUGUCCCCAAAACAACCCUUAACCCUACAGCCUACACUCUAGGCACUCGGGCUAGGAUAUGUAGAAUUGGAUAGGUAUUAGCAAUAUGUCGAAAGCUCCAUCUAAUUUAUAUGAAGGCAAGGCAAAGCAUCAACCUUGGUACCCGUCCAAUCCUUUCAGACCUACACUAGGGGCAAGGAGGUACGGACGAGGGGUUAUUUCUGGAUAGGGACAUUAUUUGUAUAAGGAAGGUUCAAUAGUGUUUCCUUCCAUGUGAACUGACCCUCUUUCUCUCUGUCCGUCCUCCAGAGCUGCAGGAGAAGCUGGGUGUGAUGAAUAAAGGGUCUGUGUAUGCUCUGUGGGACUACGAGGCCCAGAGCUCAGACGAGCUGUCCUUCCACGAGGGAGACGCCAUCACCACUCUGAGUCGCAGGGACGAUGCUGAGACAGAGUGGUGGUGGGCCAGGCUACAUGACAAGGAGGGCUACGUGCCACGCAACCUGCUAGGGGUAAGGACAGCCACCAUGAUGGAUACUACUAUGGUCUGAAUCACCAGGACGUUAAUAUCAUAGAGAUCCUGUAAUUCUGUUUAAUUCUGUGGUUAAUAUGUUGUAUCUAGGUAUAUAGAUUUCCUCAAUCUUGUUUGAAAUUAGAUGUUAAAUGUUAGUUGAAUUGGUUAGGAUCCCAAAUGACAGAAGCGGCAUCUCAAAAUAUUUGGUAAUAAAUCCUAAGUUGUACCUGCCUGUAGAAGAUGAAUUUCCAUGAUCGGAAAAUACAAUUAAUAAUAACGUUUUCUUCUUCUUCUUACAGUUGUAUCCAAGGAUCAAGCCUAGACAACGUUCUCUGGCAUAGAGAAGACAGUGCACGUUGCUGAGAAGGCAGUGCACGUUGUUGCGCUGUGACUGGGCCCUCUCUCUGUGCCAGUCUGUGCCACCCCAGAACAAAGGACAAGGGCCAGGGCAUGGACAGAGGGGGCCAUAUCCGGACAGAGACAGACAGACAGGCUCGGUAUUGGUGGUCACUUAACAAAGAGGAAGUAGAGGCAGUAUCCACGGCCCAGAGAUCUCUCUGUCUGCAUUUUUUAAGGUUUUGCACCCCCCCGUCAUUGGAUCAUGAAGCAAUGAAGCUCACUGGACCAUGAAGCAAUGAACGACUCCAACCGCCCUGCCACCACCUACUCAUUCAGAGAAUACUCUGAGCAGAGCUUCCCUCUUCCCCCUCUCACUCAGUGUUUGUCUCCUGUGUGUCAGUCAGAGUAAGGACUUGAAUGUGAUGAUCUCAGAGAAGGGAGCAGAGGACAUGGGCAGUCAUGACUUAGUAAAUGUGGGUUUUGCAGUAAGUGCUGUUAGGAGAUCAGAGUUCAAACCCUGGAGGUCAAAUCUUCAGGGUUUCAACAGAGGAAAGAAGGGAACAGAUAAGAUAAUGUUUUUACAAGAUGAGAAAAGGAAGGAAAGUGAAAGAAGGUGUUAUUCAAAGACUUUGAAGGCUGGUUAAAGCUACUAAAAUAUUUGUGGAAUGUUUAAAACAGUCAUACAAUGUUGGUGUUAUUUUUGCAAACCAAAAUGUGUUCUGAAGGAAUGAGUGGAAGAUGUAGUGCUGGGAUGGGAACGUGAGAGGGGCUGCGUUCUGUUCUACAGAUGCAAUAACUAUGAAGCUAACAAUGGGUGUGAAUUUAAACUAAGCUCAUCAAACACUCAUAAGCCUACAAUAUAUAAAUGCUUUAUCACCUAAAAAGGCCUAUAGUUGGAUCUCUCUUUGGAGUUCGUAUUAAUAUUGAGUUACAUUUUGGCAGACGUUUGUUCCCUAUUUUUGUUUUAGGUUGGUUGUUGUCUAUUUAAUACCUAUAAGGCGAAGUGAUACACAUUUAGAUCACUGAGUAUAGGCAUACCACAGGAGGUUGGUGGCACCUUAAUUGGGGAGGUUGGACUUGUGGUAAUCGCUGGAGCGGAAUAGUGGAAUGGUAUCAAAAACAGCAAACACAUGGUUUCCAUGUGUUUGAUGCCAUUCCAUUUGCUCCGUUCCAGCCAUUAUUGUGAGACGUCCUCCCCUCAGCAGCCUCCACUGAGCCAUACUGUACUGUCUUUGGUAUAGCCUACCUGUUGACCGACGCUGGCUUGAUCUAUAGCUUGUGUAUUACCAUCAGUUCUAUCGGAUAGUUUAUGUGACAAAACAAACACCAAACAGUAUGUAUCAUGAAAUGUAAAUGUACACAAUAAUAUUAUUAUUU